Molecule: messenger RNA, 1436 nt
Organism: Alosa alosa (allis shad)
Lineage: Eukaryota; Metazoa; Chordata; Actinopteri; Clupeiformes; Clupeidae
Product: sulfotransferase 6B1-like
Exons: 7
Coding region: 210-1112 (300 amino acids)
Biological process (GO): sulfation
Cellular component (GO): cytoplasm
Molecular function (GO): sulfotransferase activity
Source: RefSeq, a predicted model, not a curated record
AUGAACACACUCUCUUUCUCUCUCCCACACACACACAUACCCACUUACCCAUAUAUGAACACAGGCACACCCACUCUCUUGGACUGAGACAGAGGACAGUGCAUGGAGUUGCAGCUGCGUAAAUAGACUGGAUCUCUAGAAGAGACAGGAACUUGGGCACCAUCAGUAGUCACAGAUUCCGUGGGACAUUCAUUCAUCAGGAUUCCAAGAUGAACUCAUUUUCAGCCAAAAUACAGUCCAAGAUGGAGCUAGCCAGGACAAUGAAGGAUGAGGAUAAACUGUACAGGUACAAUGGAGUUCUUUACCCUGUCAUCAUGAGCCCCGUGGAGAAUCUGAAGGCACUAGAAGACCUGGAUGCCCGGCCAGAUGAUAUCAUGUUAGUUGCUUAUCCUAAAUGUGGGUUCAACUGGAUGGUUGCUGUGCUCCGGAAAAUCAUCACAGCUGGAACUGGACAGAAAGCAGAGUCAAGGAUACCUCCACUUAUUGAGUUCUAUGGACCGGAAAUGAUUGAGCCCCUUGCCCAGGCGCCGUCACCGAGGUUUCUCGGAACCCAUAUGCACCCUGACAACAUUCCAAUGUCGUUCAGUGUGAAUAAAACAAAGAUGCUGGUGAUUUUCCGAAACCCUAAAGACACUGUAGUUUCAUUUUAUCAUUUCUCCAACAAGAAUCCUGUUCUGCCAUCUGCAGAGUCAUGGGACCGUUUCUACUCAGACUUUAUGAGUGGUGAAGUUCCAUGGGGCUCAUAUUUUGACCAUGCUUUGGCCUGGGAGAAGCGGAUGAAUGAUCCGAAUGUCAUGAUUGUCACUUAUGAAGAGUUGAAGCAGGAUCUGAGUGGAGGGGUUCGACGAGUCUCUGAAUUCUUUGGCUUUAACCUAGAUGAUAACACCAUUGAAACAAUAGCAGAGGGAAGCACGUUCAGAGCCAUGAAGGAGAGUUCAAAAGAUUCUCAUGGACAGAUGGGCAAUGUUUUUUUCAGGAAAGGAGAGGUUGGAGACUGGAAAAACCAUUUCAGCCAUGACCAGAGCGAGCAAAUGGAUACUGUAUUUGAGAGACAUCUUGGUGGAACAAAACUGGGGGCCCAGCUAAAUUAUGAGCUGCAUUGUAAAUGGUAAACAAAUGAAGAGAGUACCACUGAUCAUCAGUACUACCACUUUCAAUAUCAACAAGCCAGGGGAAUGGUGAUGGCAUAGCACAACAGGUGUAUUACAGUAAUAGGCUACAGGAAAGUGCAUUUGCCUUUGUGUCUGUAAUAUGAACAGCAUCACAGCACUGGAGCAUUCAUACUAGGGGCAUUUCUUAAGACAUGGCUUCAGAAGGAGUAAGAAACUACAUGUAUAUUUUUAUUGUUUUUUUUUUUACAGAUUGUAGACUUUUGUUUUGUAUCUUUAUAAUAUGAUUUGUACAUUAAAUAGACAUAAUCAAUUUCACAUAUCCAA